This is a messenger RNA of Exophiala dermatitidis NIH/UT8656, 5596 nucleotides long. RefSeq lists its product as uncharacterized. The transcript is spliced from 2 exons. Lineage: Eukaryota; Fungi; Ascomycota; Eurotiomycetes; Chaetothyriales; Herpotrichiellaceae. The coding region runs from base 1478 to 2683 and encodes 401 amino acids. The record is from RefSeq and is a predicted model, not a curated record.
UUCAUGCCCUACAAUUGAAGAGAAUUAUUACUCCUCUUGUCCUUCCAUCGUGAUCAGCUACGUACGUGACAGUUCAAGUUUAACCAAACAUAAUAGGGUUCGCAUGGAAAUUUUGCCUUCCCUACUCAUCUGAUAGAGUCACGAUGUUGGUUUAUCGACACUGCAUGUUACUUUUACCUCAGGCUUCAUCUGGCCGAGUUUUCAGCGAAGGCGCGGUGGUUGCCAGUUUGCCUGCCACUUUCCAUGACAGCACGCAAUUUCAAACUUCAAAGUCGGUCUAUCAGCACGGCGAAGGUUUUUGUACUAUUUGUCUCACUUUGCUUAGGUACCACUUAGAUGUCGAGGUUGCUGACCUUUUGCAUCUAGUAGUUGCAUUGACGGUUUCUUAACGCAUUUCUCAUGAGCUAAAUGAUCCGCCAUACAUCACAGCCCAGACAAAAUAUCGACCAUUAUUGCAGUGAUUGCAGUUUCACCUGGACUCCCAUAUAACAUUCGGCCGUAACAUGGCAGGGGAAGUGAACAAGGUCACAAGCAACCUGGCUGGUUGACGAGGGCCCGGGUUAACACUGAUGUUGCACAGAAGGAUACCAACACACUACACGUGUUGGCAGUACGAGCGGCGCUAAGAUUGCGUGCGCCCUGACUUUCCUACCCCGGGAAGAGCGCAUGUUCUAACUCCUCAUGCCCCUAGGAAAUAAGUGACCCUAACAUGCGUACCGACAUUUCUGAGUGGAAUGCAACGCCCUUUCUGCCAGCAAAAUGAUCCGGGCAAGGCGAUUAUCCUUGCUCGUAGACUGGAUCAGCCGCACCUACUCUGGACAUGGACGGUGAAACAUCAAGACCAUCUCGCCAGCCAAAACAAAAUGCAGAGCAUCGAAUCACAUCCCCCCGGAUGGACACGACCCUGGCUGUUCGUCGAAUAACUUGCGGGGAGAAUUACUCCUACCAGCCAGCCCGGGGCUUCACAUCAACAGCUGGGCGCUCUGAGGAGCUUACAUGGUUGGCUCUUCACUGUUCACGAGUGUGUCAGUCUCAUGUUGGGAUGAGACAAUGAGACUGAGACUGUGAGACUGGGACAUUGGAACUAAUGAGACUGGGAAUGGCCCUGCAGCCAUGCAUUUGCCAGCACACUUUGCGCUCUGUGUAACAGGCUGUUGAUUGGUUGUCCAUGGUCUGGAAUGAACAGACGGUCCGCGCCACGGCCCUUGGGUCGCCCAACGGACUGGCCAACACUGCCACGCGGUUUUGGGGGGGCUUGUGGUGGUGUGUGGUGAAGAAAGUUGGAUGCGUUGACAACUCUGUGACUUGGUUCUUCGAGGGCGACAGCAGCACGAUUUGUUGCCUGAUGUUCAAUGACCGCACUUGUUGAUACGAGGCUGUAUUUGUCUCCUGGGCUUUCUGGUUUCUGCAGUGGCUUGUUAGGGCAGGGAAGCUGAAUUGUUCAAAAACUGACUUGAAUCAGCACGUCUUUUGCGUCAUGGAUCGCUUCAUGCGUGCCAGACGUGUCAAAUAUUUGCCCGCAAAGCAGCGGCUUUCAGGCUUGACGGAUUUGCAUGACGACGGCGAUGAGCUCGAACGGCUUGGCUAUAAGUUCGAGCGCGCCAUCAACACCUUGUGCAGCCAAAUUCGAUCACGGUCAACUCAUUACAGGAGGAAACGGUCGCUUAACCGAUUCCAGCGAGCUUACGAAAAUGUCGACAAAACACUUCUGGUCUUUCUCGUUGCUCGAUGGGGUAGCUACAUCCUCGACAUCAUCAGUGAGCAGCUCUGGGCAGAGUUCGGUGAUCACUACAGAUCUCUUCUGAAGAACUAUCCUCGACUUCCAGAUGUUGGACGAGCAAUCUGCGAAAAAUACAAGGACAAUAUCGAGAAUCUCCUCAAUACUGCGGCGAAACUAUCCGAGGUGGAAGCCGAGGACCAAAAACAUUCCGAACAACUGUCGAGCACAAAACCGUGGUCAAAGUCCCCGCUUCCAGAUAGCUCAAAAGAGUCUUCGCAGAAUCAGGGGGCGCAGGGAGCACAUAUCUGUCCUGAUCCAUCUUUAUCCGACGUCCUUUCUUCGGACCAAACAGCAAUAGCAGCCUUGGAUGCUUCGAGUCCAAAGGCGGCGAGGACGAAAACACUGGAUCUUCGACCCCCAAAACCGGCACCAGCUAUCACAACGCCAGCCUUGCAAGGAAGUAAUAGGUCAUCGGAGAUGCUGGGUCCUUACUUACAGGUACAACAACCGACUAGCACUGUAGCUGCUUGCAUGGGAGAUGGCUUUGGUUUCCCGAUGGUGAUGCCUCUUCAGAGUGAAGAUACCGUGUCGUUCGUCAAUCCUGUCCAGCAACAAAACCUCGUUCAACAGAGUUCAGGCUUCCUGCACACCCCGAGUGAGGAGACCUAUGGCCAGCAAACCCCCCUGGACCAACCGAGCAACAUGACUCAAAGGGGCAACUUCAAUGUAGCAUCCGGUUCAAUGAGCUUCCAACUACAAGAGAACCAAAUGAUGUUCCCACUUCUGAAAAUGAUGCUGAUUUUGUCCGGAACUGCAACUGAGACGGUUGUUGAAGCCAAUGACGAUGGAUUCUCCAUCUCCAAGGUUCACUUGUUGAACAAUGGUCAGGUUGUCGGAAUAAUCGAGGUGAGCCCGGUUUUGUCAACAGUCAUCACCGAGCACACUUAUCCACACUAUCGCUAAAUGAGCGCUUCUUAUCGACGGAAACAUCGCACCUCAGCUCCUGCUGCGAUAAUCUCUCGUUGACCUGGCUGUCGGAAAAAGAUAACAUGACCCUUCUUCUCUUCCCCAGUGUCGAUCUCAAACAACGUCUGGUAUGAGGCACGGUCUGUGAUGGAUAUUCGGCCUCUUUUGCUACCAAGGUUUAUGAGAGCGGCGCAAACAUUAUUCUCAAAGCUUGUCCAGGGGUAUUGGGAAUGUUGGUUUAGAGGGGUCGGAUCGAGCGAUACUUUGGCGAUUCGUAGCUGCAGGCUCUCAUCAGGCCAAUGCGCAUUUGUCAUACAUGGGUGUACCACCUUUUCUUGAACAAGUCGCCUCAAUUUCAUCUCAUCCUCGACGUCCUCCUCAUUAACUGGCAGAAGUUGGGGAUUGCUCGACAUCGGCUCGCGCUUUUGUCCUAGGGAAACAGGAUAUUCGGUGAAAGGGGGCAGGGAGAUGCACAGGCGGACGUCAAGGGUCCGAGACCAGCGUAAUCCUGAACUUCAGAAAUGGACGGCCGUCGAAAGCAAUAGUUCAACCUGGUGGACUGUAUCUUGCGUGCCAUGUUGAACAACACACUUCGCAGGCAUGUGCCGUGAGGGGGAGCGGACUUGGUGUGACCCUGACACGUGAAUCCUCGAUUACAGUAGUAUCACAGUCCCGCGGUUCCAAGUUCAUGGCACGUGAUGAGUUGUGCCUUGGAAAACAAGAUAUCGGAGAAAUAGCGAUUCAGAGGAAACUUCGCAAGUAACACUGACAGCAACAUCUUUGAGGAGGCCAGCAGGGUGUCCCUAUUAUAAGAACAGAACCCGCGAAAGUGUCCCUCGAAACGUGGAGCGAAGCAUGUCGGAGCGGUGGGCCAUGCAUUUAAUAAUAAAUUCGACGUCAAUGGGACAGCAAGUGUUUCCACUCGAUUGGUGCACCGUUGUAUCAUCCCAGCAUACAUGUGCCCAUAAGCUGGACUGGUGUGGGGACUGGAACGUUGUAUACGUUUGUGUCAUGAUACAACGACACUGGCACCGUUGAGACAAGGGCCUGAGAUACUCGAACGAGCGGGCGGUGCGAUUGGACGUACCACAGGAAUGCUACUCAUAUUCCUUCUUGCGAAAUGACUUUGAGCAGUAGCUUACGUGGGGCAUACCGGCUUGGAGACGCUGGAAGCUUUUGCUGCAAGCAAUGUCCCUGCUCGUGACAGCAGCUCAGUGCCAUUCCAUGUUGACACUGCAGGAAAAUAGCAAGCUUUGGUUCGAUUAAGAACUGCAGAUGACUUCCGGGUUACUGUGUCAACCCGGGGAUAUCAUUGUUUCGUGACGCUGGCCGUCAACGACCUCUUGGUUAUCAUUGGAAUGGAUAGCGUUUCUGGUCUCACAUUGUUCAAACAGGCGACUUCGGCCUGCGGCGAAAGCCACUGCAAGGAUCCAAGGAGGAAGGGGGAAAGAACUGACUGACACUCUCCUGGUAUGCAAGCAAUCGUUGGGUCAUCCAACUGCGGCCAGGAGUCCUUGAUCAUAUGCUCCAAGCCUCAAGUCCCAGACAUUCAUGCCUCAGCGUCUCAUUUACCAUCUGAACUUCUGGCGAAUCAUCUCACUAUAUCCCAACUUACACCAUCACUUCGUUCCUGUCCGGGGGAUGUGGGUGCAACCCUAUUUCUCCGAACAGUCAAAACUUGGUACGAUGUUGAAGUGGACCGGAUUCUGUGGGAGUAUUCGACCAUGGCUUAAACUGUGCCCGGCUAAAGGGUCAAGGGAGAACGGCCAUGCAUACAAGCAAAUUUUGGAAAAAUGCAACCCGCUGCUGCCCAGUCUCACGGGGACGUACCAUACAUGCUUUGGGGGAUUGGAAGGACCAGCAUUUGACAAGGCGCGCGUUGCAUAGAGACCGCUCUGAACUCAAGGAUGUCAACAGAGGAGGAAUGCAUGCUCUCUUCACCGGUUGGUGGCUGUUUUCGAGAAGCUGAUGUUGAGCUUUCAUCCCAAGCGACUCCUGCCGCGCGAGGCUCUGGCACCGCAAGUUUCCUGGCGCAUUCACAAUGGGAAUGGAUAAAUGGAAAGGCGACAUGACAGCACAUACCCAAGCCGGGGGGAAUUGUGUACAAACUCAAGCGGCCCUUACCACGGGAGACUUUGACACUGCAUAUUUCCUGACACAUCGACUUCGAGAAGUGAUAAAUGGGAACGCGACAACACAGCACAUACCGAAACCACGCAGGAAGUUCUCCGCCCUUCACCAGCCAGCCAAUUUUGGCACGGUUGCCCUCGCGACGUUGAAUACGAACGCCAGGGCGCAGAGGUAGGUGCACCCCCUGUGUGUGUCAGUGUCAAUCAGUCAAAAAAAUGUCACUUGACACUACGCCCUGCCGAGCAGCGCUUUGACCCCGGAUAUGCGCUGUCCUUUUACGGCUCAAGGCCUCUACAGGCGACAACGUCAAGGUUGUCUAUUACCAACACACAAUCUAUUGAUGGACCAGUAUUGCUACUGGGAAGAGUGGGAAUGGCUGUGUUCUAUCCGCGGUUACCCGGUCUGACAAGGUGAAGUGCUGCAUGGAUGCUAUGUAAUUUUGGGUUCAAGGCGUGUAUCCCCAUCCUAUGCGGGCGGGGGCUAUGUUUGUUUGUUGACUACGCUAUGAUCUGCUUCCCGAGUCACUUAUGCAGCCUAUUGCGGUAGGUGCGGUAGAGGCCAGACCCUUCGAGCGUCCAGCGACACUGGAGUCGCAACCGGGGAUUUGAUGCCCACAUUCAGGAGAAAGUGAUACUAGUGCGACUUUAUCAAGCCGACCAUGCAGCUGAGCAUACGGGAGAUACUAUGGUCCCUUUUUCUUCAUGGCGAUUAAGACGCUUAUGUAUAGUACAAUGUUCAUGCGAUUAAGUAAAGCAAUAAAUAAAAGUUGGAAAAAGCGGC